Molecule: messenger RNA, 2063 nt
Organism: Fimicolochytrium jonesii
Lineage: Eukaryota; Fungi; Chytridiomycota; Chytridiomycetes; Spizellomycetales; Powellomycetaceae
Product: Pescadillo N-terminus-domain-containing protein
Exons: 3
Coding region: 68-2017 (649 amino acids)
Biological process (GO): maturation of LSU-rRNA from tricistronic rRNA transcript (SSU-rRNA, 5.8S rRNA, LSU-rRNA); ribosome biogenesis
Cellular component (GO): nucleolus; PeBoW complex
Molecular function (GO): RNA binding
Source: RefSeq, a predicted model, not a curated record
CUCCCCAAGUGCCUGUGUUCAACCUUUAACAUUCCUUCUGCUUACUUUCGCACGGAACAACGCAGAAAUGGGCAAAAAGUUGAAGAAAGGAGAGAAGGGUGCGGUCACAAACUAUGUUACUCGUGGCCAAGCUAUCAAGAAGCUUCAAAUCAGCUUGGCGCAUUUCAGGCGUCUGUGCAUUUUAAAGGGUGUGUACCCCCGCGAACCCCGCAACAAGAAGAAGGUCGGAAAGGGUUCUACCGCGGCGAGGACGUACUACUACCGGAAAGAUAUCCAGUACCUUCUUCACGAGCCUGUGCUGCAUAAACUCCGUGAGCAAAAAGUGUUCGCGAGGAAGCUUAGCAAAGCCAUUGCCAAGCAAGAAUGGACACGGGCGAAGAGCUUGGAGGAACAGCGACCAGAGUACACUUUGGAUCACAUCAUCAAGGAGCGCUACCCAACAUUCGUCGAUGCUCUCCGUGAUUUGGACGACGCUUUGUCCAUGAUCUUCCUCUUUGCCACCCUGCCGACCACGGAUAAGAUCAAGGCGGAGCACGUCCGCACUUGCCAACGGUUGAGCGCCGAGUUCCAACACUACAUCAUGGUCUCUCACAGUCUACGAAAAGUCUUCCUGUCCAUCAAGGGGAUUUACUACCAGGCUGAAAUCAAGGGAGAGCUGAUCACCUGGAUUGUCCCUUACCAGUUCUCCCAACACGUACCCACCGACGUCGACUUCCGCGUGAUGUCCACAUUCUUGGAGCUGUACGAGACAUUGCUUGGAUUUGUGAACUUCAAGCUGUACCGCGAGCUGAACUUGGUCUACCCACCAAAGCUCGACGAGGAGCGUGACUCGGCCGCUGCCGGUUUGACCGCGUACGUCUUGGAGAAUGCGGGGGGACAAGACGUUGUCAGCGAAAUUUCCGCCCAGAUUCCCCAGGGCGGUUUGGUGCGGGCCGAUAGGUCACAAAGGAAGCAGACAGCAAAGCGCUUGGAGUCUUUGGCUGAAAAGAUUGCGGAAAUCAACGAGACUGAGGAAGCAGAUGGCGAAGAGACGACCAAGGAUGACGAGGAUGUCGAUGUAUCUGACGUGCCACAGGCAGCGGUCCCGGCUACCUCCCAAGAGGAGACGGUACCGACCCUCACGGCAUGGCAGGACAAGGUGUCCGAGCUCACCGGACUCCAGAAGCUCUUCAAGGGCUGUGUGUUCUGGCUGUCCCGCGAGGUUCCUCGAUACUCGCUUGAAUUCGUCAUCCGGGCCUUUGGCGGUGAAGUCGGCUGGGACGCCUCAUCGGGAGCUGGGUCUCCUUUCGCAGAGGACGACACCCGCAUCACCCACCACAUCAUCGAUCGCCCUCCCGUUGCCACACACACCCCUGCCGCUGAUGGAAAGCCCGCAGCAGUUGGCCCGAAGCGCUACGAAAGGAGAGAAUAUCUUCAGCCACAAUGGGUGUACGAUUCCGUGAACGCCCGCAAGUUGGUACGCACGGCCGGUUACCACGCCGGAGAGACCCUCCCGCCGCAUCUCUCACCUUUCGCCAACCCAGGAGAAGGUGACUACGUCCCCGAAGAGGCUAUGGAUGUGUCCUCCGAGUCCGAUGAGGAGGAGGUUGCCCUGGCCGCCACCGGUGCCGGUGAAGACGCGAUGGAGGUCGACGAAGAAGAGGAGGAAGAAGAGGAAGAACUCGACGAGGAAGAGGAGGCAGAUGCCGAAGAUGACGACGAAGAAGCCCUCCACCAGGCCGAGCUUGCCGCGGAAGCCGCCGGUCUGUCGUUCAGCGAGUACCUGCAACAGAAGGCGGCUGGAACAUUACCGGCCGACGGAAAGAAGCAGAAGAAGAAGGGUGCUGAUGUCAAAGCGGCCAAGAAGGAGACGGCGGCGGAGGCUGAGGAGCGGGAACGUAAGGAGCUUGCCAUCAUGAUGAUGAGCAAGAAGGACAAGCAUCUGUACAACAAGAUCCAGUUUGGAAAGCAGAGGAAGGCUGAUGCGGUAAGUAGUUGCUGUGUGACACUCGGAAUAUGUGCCGUUCAUAUCAUCUGACUAACUCAAUACUUUGGUACUCAGGCCGACAACUUGCGCGCAAAAA